Molecule: messenger RNA, 6708 nt
Organism: Eupeodes corollae
Lineage: Eukaryota; Metazoa; Arthropoda; Insecta; Diptera; Syrphidae
Gene: sdt
Product: protein PALS1
Exons: 14
Coding region: 1263-5318 (1351 amino acids)
Biological process (GO): generation of neurons; morphogenesis of an epithelial sheet; protein localization to plasma membrane
Cellular component (GO): plasma membrane; adherens junction
Molecular function (GO): protein binding
Source: RefSeq, a predicted model, not a curated record
AUACGUACACUGCAUACGUUCGUCUGUAUGUGUGUGCCGUGUCCAAAUAUUCGUCUUAUUGGAAUUGGUUGGAUACCUAUAAGAUAUUAUAUUGUUAUCGUUCGGACGGAUUUCAUUUUUUUUAAUAAAUUUCUCCGAACCCAAUAAUAUUUCCUGUUGACUUCUUCUUUAACUUCAACUAAAAAAAACUGUCCACAAUAAUUCCAAGCAUAAAUUUUCAUCAAGAACAUCAAUAAAGUAUCUCAUUCUCUUUAAUUGGAUUAUCACUUUAACCGCCCCCGACCACAAAACACAGAACUAAGAAACAAAACAUAACAUAGAGCAGCAAAUAAACUUGUGGAUUCCAUUGGUGGAAAAUUGAUUUUUUUCUAAUUGGAUUUUGGAUUUGUUCCUAAUAUGAAAUUGGAAAUAUUUUAUUUUUUGAAAUAACCAAAGAGAAAAUGACCACUCUACCUGCUCUGCUACGAAUCCAGGUUAUUUUAAUUCCAAUCCGUGUGUAAUUUCGAAUUUAAUUCACGGAUCGCGAUUUGUGUUUUUGAGUGAUUAAUAAUUUAUUAAAAAUACCCAAUCUUACCAAAAAGUGAAGAAUGUCUACGUCCAUUAAGUGAUCGUGAUUACCUUACGUAUCUUUAUCUAAAAAAGUAUCUGCAUAUGUAUAAUACCUUACUACUACUAUUCUACCACGUCGGUCAUCAAAGUACCACUACAUUUUCUUGUGAUUUUACUACAAAACAAUCUACAAAGCUUCCAACCUAUCUAUCUACCUACUUACCUGCAUCUUUAUUCAAUACAGCAUCCAAAUUGGUGGAAUAGGAAUCACGGAUAACUAAACUAUUCUGAAUUCUGAUUACGAUUGCAGUUUUUCGAGUUCUUUUUUUUUUCAAUUUUUGUUUUAUUCUAUGCACUUACUGUAAUCAUUUACCUUCAUGGUGUAACUUAAAAUUUAGUGUCGUUUCGUUUCGUUGUUGUGAUUGUGUAUGUGAAAGAAUGUAAAGUGAGUAAAACAACUCAAAUUUAAGCAGAAUUAUAAAAAUUUUGUGUGUUUGCUUAAAUAAUAAUUGUUAACUCAACAUUUAAUCUCACGGCUGGAGAAAAGAAACAAAAAAUCGCACCUUGCAGCAGAAAAAUUUUAUCAUCAAAUGGUCUGAUAAGCUGGUGAACUAGGUAAUGCUGUUCAAGAUGCUUUCGUCAUUGCUGUUGAACAGCAGGCUCGCGAACGUUUGCAACGUCUAUCGGCGCUCAAACGGGUCACACCAGUUGAUAUGUCACAACUAUCAAUUAAGUUAAAUCAACAAAACAGCGUCAAAGGUGGCCAAACAACAAAUCAAGAUUUAAGUUUUCUCAAAGAAGCAUCUCCAAUUUAUGUGACGUCGUUUACCAGUAAUCACACAACAGCGGGAAUAUCGACGAUAACAACAGCUACUGCGGCAUCUAUAGCUCCAACACCUUCGUCACUAGUUUUUACGCCACCAAUUGCUAAUUCAACAACACCUUCGGACAAGAACGCCAAUACAACAACAUCAAUAGCGGAAAAAGGAACAGUUACUUCAACAGGGUUGCCAUCAACAACAGCAGUUACCCUUAUACCAAAUCACUAUCCAAUUACAAACAGCAUAAGCAAUAGUUACGCACAAAUUCAUAAAAAUUGCACAAUAACAUCCUCGAAUGCAAGUCAUCACAGCAAUGUAAGAUCGAUACAAACCUUUGCACCAACAAUAUACCAUAACAACGUUAAACAACCAGCAGCACCAACAGAAGAAAGUAAAGUGACUGUUACUCAGUUGCCAACACAGUUAUCAGCAAUAACUACAACAAUCAGCACCUCAACAACAUCAUCCUCAUCAUCUUCAGCUGUGGGCUCAACUAAUCCAUAUGGUGUUAGCAAUUAUCAGCAUAAUAACCAAAUUAUAAUUGGAAAUAGUUCAGGACUAAGUGGCGGUAAUAAUUUAAUCAACAAUUACACCAGCAGCGGUGGCGGUAGCGGCAGUGGCGCUGACGGUACAAUACAAAAACACCCUCACAACAUAGUUGCUUGCAAUAAUUUUACCAAUUUAAAAACGCACGCAGUUCUGGUGGAUGCAUUAGAUACAUCAACGGUAUCAACAUCACUCACUGUUGACACUCCAAUUCACAACCAAGUUCAACAACAUCCGCAUCCACAAUUGCAACAGCAACAGCAACAAAAUUAUGUGAGAUCGAACAACAUUCAAAUAAAUAAUACAUGUAGUAAUAAUUUAAUAACUAAUAAUAAUAACAUUAACAACUAUAACAAUAACAAUACAAACAGUAGUGCUUUUAUGAAUAAUAGUAUAAUAUGUAAAAACAACAAUAGCAAUAUAACAAGUAAUUUUGGAGCUAGCGAUAGCACCAAUAAUACAACAACUCCAUCGCUGUUAGAAGUUAGUGCAUUAACAACUAGUUCCGGUUCAACAUUGCCACUUGAUUAUGGUCGAAGUGAUCGGGAUUCAUUAAUGCCAAGUUGUAAUCCACCCAGACGUGAAUUAUUAAUAGCAUUUGAUGAAGGUGAUGUAGUCGAUGGUGAAAUUGGAGCAGAUGAAAGUUUACGAGCAACCGCAGCUGCAUUAUAUGAACAUUUACAUAGUAGUCAAACGAGCAUAUCAAAAGGACGUACCGAAAUUUUAUUGGGAGAUCAAUCACUACGACAGGACUUGAGGCCCCGUCGUCGAUCGGGUUCGAGCAUUGUUGUGAUUGAUGGUGAUGAUCUAAAGCCAUGUCUGCCUGACGAUUAUAUAAGUAAUCAACAUUAUCGAACGCAUUCAGAUACUAAGGACAUAGAUCCAACAAUGUUGACUAUGAUUUCUACAAAUCAAGACAAAGGUCCCCACCGAGAGAUGGCAGUAGAUUGCCCCGAUACGUUUGUAGCACGCAACAAAACACCUCCAAGAUAUCCACCACCUCGUCAAUCUGUAACUGGAACAGCAAUGAUGAUACCAGGUUCAACACCCGGUCAACCAGUAACCGUUCCACAAAUCUCAACACUCAAUAAUUCCGCUGUUCAGCUUAAUGGUUCCGCAAAGCCAGUACCACCGCCCCGUGAUCAUUUACGUAUUGAAGCAGAUGGCCGACUGGUUAACCGUGCACCAGCGCCACAACUGCCCGAUCGUAAAGUGAACAAUAACAGUUCUAUGGAUCCUAUGUUAAUGCAGCAACAACAACAAAUUGCUCAGGUAGUCCAGCCAACAUUGGAGCAGUUAGACAGCAUUAAAAAAUAUCAGGAACAACUUCGUCGUCGACGAGAAGAAGAAGAACGGAUAGCCCAACAAAAUGAGUUCUUACGCGCAAGUUUGCGUGGCUCUCGAAAGCUUAAAGCACUACAAAAUAAAACCCCUGCACAGCAGCAACAUCCUACAUCUGUCGAAGCUGUCCAAGGUGUUGAUAAUGAUGCCUAUACGGAUGAAGAGGAAACCGAGAAAAUACUUGGCUAUGGUGACUUAGUGGCUGCACUUCAAAAACUUCAAAAUCAAUUGACUAAAAGUGGUAUGGCAACUUUAGCUGGGCGAGUAACAGCUGCUCAAAACAUACUGCUCGGACCAGGAGUUGCUCAUGUACUCGCAGCUCGAACAACGGUCCUUCAGAGACGACGACCGCGUUUUGCCCAGCCAGUAAGUGAUAAUGCCCAAGGGCUGUCUAAAGAUAUUGUCGAAGUAUUGUCACAAUCAAAUUCUGCGACGGCGAUUGAGUUAGGAAAUUUACUAACAUCACACGAAAUGGAAGGCCUCCUCUUGGCCCACGAUCGUGUAGCGACGUUAACCGACUGUACCCCAUCUGUGAUUUCAAGCCAUUUACCCGUCAAGCCCACAGCAGUAACGCCAUCAGCAUCUGUUUCGGCAUCUGUCCGAAAUCAGCACAGACAACCGAUGCCAGUUCCAAUUCCGCAAGCACCUUUGUCAAACAGCUUUAUUAAACAACGUUCUGAAUCACCACCUUCCUUAAAUUCGCCUUUUGGAACGCUAAAAGAUCAUAACGACCACAUUCGGAUUAUUCAAAUUGAAAAAUCAUCCGAGCCAUUGGGUGCUACUGUAAGGAAUGAGGGCGAUGCUGUUGUCAUCGGACGGAUAGUGCGUGGAGGAGCGGCUGAAAAAUCAGGUCUAUUGCAUGAAGGCGAUGAAAUUCUAGAAGUUAAUGGUCAAGAACUGCGGGGAAAAACAGUAAACGAAGUGUGUUCAUUACUUGGCGCCAUGCAAGGUACCCUCACAUUUUUGAUAGUGCCUGCGAGCAGUCCCCCACCAGGAGGCGGCCGUGAUUCGGCGGUGCUCCAUGUCCGAGCCCACUUUGAUUAUGAUCCCGAAGAUGAUUUGUACAUACCAUGUCGAGAAUUGGGAAUCAGCUUCCAAAAGGGUGACGUAUUGCACGUUAUUUCUCGAGAUGAUCCUAACUGGUGGCAGGCGUACCGCGAAGGUGAGGAAGAUCAAACUUUGGCGGGCUUGAUUCCUAGUCAAUCAUUUCAACAUCAGAGAGAAACUAUGAAAUUGGCUAUUGCCGAGGAAGCGGGCUUGGCUCGUAGCCGCGGCAAGGACAGCAGUAAGGGAGCAACACUACUGUGCGCACGAAAGGGAAGGAAAAAGAAGAAGAAAGCUAGCUCUGAAGCUGGGUACCCUUUGUAUGCAACAACGGCUCCUGACGAACCGGACGUUGAAGAAAUACUCACUUAUGAGGAAGUCGCCUUAUACUAUCCUCGCGCAACGCAUAAAAGACCGAUUGUUCUUAUUGGACCGCCAAAUAUUGGACGACAUGAGCUCCGACAACGCCUUAUGGCCGAUUCGGAUCGGUUUUCCGCUGCUGUGCCUCAUACUUCCCGAGCUCGAAGAGAUGGUGAGGUUCCUGGACAGGACUAUCACUUUAUAUCUCGUACUGCAUUCGAAUCUGAUAUCUUGGCCAGACGUUUUGUCGAACAUGGCGAAUACGAAAAGGCUUAUUAUGGAACUUCACUAGAAGCAAUACGCACUGUUGUGGCUAGCGGUAAAAUAUGUGUUCUCAAUCUGCAUCCACAGAGUCUCAAAUUGCUACGAGCAUCCGAUUUAAAACCAUAUGUUGUUCUUGUAGCCCCGCCAAGCUUAGACAAACUAAGGCAAAAGAAACUACGAAAUGGCGAACCCUUCAAGGAGGAAGAACUUAAAGAUAUUAUUGCCACUGCCCGUGACAUGGAAGCUCGAUGGGGCCAUCUCUUCGAUAUGAUUAUUAUAAAUAAUGACACCGAAAGAGCAUAUCAUCAGUUGUUAGCCGAAAUUAAUUCCCUGGAACGUGAACCGCAAUGGGUACCAGCUAGUUGGGUGCACAAUGUUCGGGAUGAGUCAUAAUAAGGUUUAUACUAAGAAACAUUGAAAAUUGUUUUAAAAAAAUUAAAUACAAUUUAAAAAUAAAUGAAAAACAACAACAAAAACAAAAACAAGCGAUCUUAUGUCCAAUACUUGUUAUAACAACACGAUUUAAACAAAAAGAUUUAUUAUAAAAUUAGAAUUAAUAAAAUGAGUGUUUAAUUUUUUUUGUUUAUUUUCUAUUUAAGUUAUGCAAACAAAUAUGUAAAAACCUUUAUUAAACAAGUAUUUUAAAAGUUUAAUUUGAUUAACAUGUAUUUUGUAGUUGUACAUAAAAUAAUAUAAAUAAUUUACUGCUUCCAAAAAAAAACCCACAUUAAAUUUAAAUUGACUUUCAAAAAUGUAAACGUUACAUAAAAAUAUAAUAUACAAAUACAUUAUGUAUGUACGAAUAUGUAUUUGCAAAGAGAACUUUAGAAUAUUAGUUCUUUCCGAAUUCGAUAGCCAAGUUUUGAAUACAUUUAUUCUAUGUAUAAAGAUGAAAUUCAUGGCAUUUUUUUCCUAAAAUCAAUCGUUUUCCGAUAUAAAAUUUAUAAAUAAAAAAAGUAGAUAGUUUUAAGAAGAAUAUCUAUGUUUUGACAAAGUUUAUUAUAUAGUUUAUACAUAAAUAUAGUUCUAUAAUUUUCUCCAAAAUAAUUUUUUAAAAAUUUAACAAAAACAAAAGUGCUUAGAACACAAAACUAGAAAAAAAUGCCAUGGGAAAUAUACGAAAAAGGAUGCGAACAAUAACUAUUUUAUUUGUAUUUUAAUAAAUUAAAUAUAUUUAUAAUAAAAUCAAAAAAAUACAAAAAGAGUGGAGAGUUGAUGUAGAAUAAUUAAAAGAAUAGAAAUACCUUAUACUAUAAUAAAAACGUUAAUGUUUAAAAAAUACAAAACAAAAAAUGUGUAUAAAAAAUGUUAUGUACUAUAAAUGAUAUUUUAAAAAGUGAUUUUGGAAUAUUUUCUGGGAAAAAAAAAAACAAAAUAAGUGUUAGUCGUCUUCAAAUCUUUUGCUUUCCAACUAAAAAUCUACUUUAAGAAACCAAAAUCUACAUACACUUUUAUAACUUGUUCACAAAAUUAUGGGUGCAAACAAGUUUGGUUAGAAAUAAGGGUACGAGUUUUUAAAAAUAAGAUCAUCUUGUCAAAACUUAUUGAUCAAUUCUACAUACCCAAAAUGUUUAAAGUGUGUAACUAGAAUACUCAAAGCUUCAACUUUUUUAAAAAUAAUUUUCAUGACCUACAAAAGCUAUAUAAGCGCAUCUACUAGAUGACAAGAUGCCGGGAAUGAAGAUGAUCAAAGAUUUUAGAUACAAAAUUCUUCAAGAUCGCAAUAGAACGAACUUGAAACUAUAAUCGAGAUUCACUGCAACCACAAUUUUAUUUUUAAAAA